UCGCCAGGGCAUAGAAGUCUUUACGGCACUUCCUUCAAACGCAAACCAUCGCGAGACAUUCUCAUCCCUGAUUUCUCGCGCACGAUCAGAUUCACUUUCCCCAUUUUCUCUCUAACCUUUCUAGAGAUAUGAAUACCCUUAUUUACCAAACUCUUGCUAACCUCCAAUUCGGCCGUAAUUGGGAGCGGCUUUGCUGUUCGAUCUUUUAUCAUGGUUCCAGGUUUGGGUGUUGUUGUGUGGCGGUACGUUGUAUGCAACCGCGAAGGUCAUAAGCAUUUUGCAUCAACCUACAACAAACCCACUCACAACGAUGGAGACUUGCCCAAGGCAAAACAGAGGAGACGCAUUUCCAAUCGUGUUGAUUGCAAGGCGCGUGUGGCGUUUAGGCUCACGGGUGGUGUAGGCUACUCCAUAUCAUCAUUCAUUGAAAGUCAUAACCAUCCCAUGAUGUCCCUUCAAUCUAGGCCCUUUUUGAAAAUCAACAGAAAUCUAGAAAUUGGCCACAAGAAGUUUAUGUUGAAUUGUGCAAAGGCGAACAUUGGCCCUAUGAAGUCCCACCGAUUGUUUAAGGAAUCAGUUGGUGGCUUUAAUAAUGUGGGUGCCACUGCAAUUGACUUCAAAAAUUUCAAACGAUACUUGAAGGCAUAUAUUGCAGGCGUUGAUGCUCAAAUGCUCAUUGACAAACUAUUCAGAAAGAAACAAACAUGCUCUGCAUUCCAUUUUGACUAUGAUGUUGAUGAGAGUGACCAGCUAACUAGGGUAUUCUGGUGCGAUCCUAUUGCUAAGAAGAACUACGCAAUGUUUGGAGAUGUCAUUUCAUUUGAUGCAACCUUCAACACAAAUAUGUACAAAAUGGUUUCUACACCAUUUACUGGUGUAGAUAAUCACCGCAGAUGUGUAACGUUUGCAGCUGGUCUGCUGCGCAGAGAAGAUGUUCCUUCGUACAGAUGGUUGUUCAAUCGCUUUCUUGAUGCAAUGGGUCAUGCACCGCAAUGCAUAAUCACGGACCAAGACGCUUCUAUGGCUAUUGUUAUUCCAGAGGUUUUCCCAAACACAGUCCAUCGUCUCUGUAUGUGGCAUAUUACCAACAAAAUUACGUCCAAAGUUGACAAUGAACUUGCAAAAGAUCAGGACUUUUUGACAAGGUUAAACUCUGUAAUAUGGAGUCAUUACCUCGAGCCUGAAGACUGGGAAAAACAAUGGCAUGAGGUAUUAGUUGAUUAUGAUCUGGAUUCUGAUUCAUGGUUUUGCAAUCUUUUUGCUAUUCGUAAAAGCUGGAUUCCCGCAUACUUUAGGGAUUUGUUCAUGAUUGGUUUACUACACACAACAUCACGUUCUGAGAGCGAGAAUAGCUUUUUUGGUGAUUUCAAAAAUACCUUCUUCACUCUUGUCGAGUUCUAUAUGCAAUUUGAAAGUGCUAUGGACUCCCAACGACAUAAAACUGCAGACUUGGAUGCAGAUUCAGAAGCAUGCACCCCUGUUUAUAAAACACCGCUUGCAAUUGAGAAACAUGCAGCAUCCAUCUACACUCUGAGCAUCUUCUACGAAGUACAAACAGAGAUAUGUGCAUCAUGCUUCUCGUGCAGCGUGCUACAGGUGGACAAGAAGGAGCAUACGUUAACAUUUGUUGUGCAGGAUUCCCGAGAUAUGGUUGUUAACGUUGAACAUUCAACCUUAGAAGGCUCUUUCUUCUGCACAUGUAAAUAUUGGCAGCGCAUUGGUCUGCUGUGCCGUCACAUAUUCUUGGUGUUCAAGGGACUGAGAAUCAAACUGAUUCCAGAACGUUAUAUUACCAAUAGAUGGUGUAAAACACCACUCCUGAAGCCACUGAUCGAUGUUUCUAGCCUGGACUUUACCUCGGAAUCAUCCGUUGACGAAAACAAAUUAAUACUCAACCGCCUAUGGUCUAACAUUCACUCUUGUUUUGCACUCAUUGAAAAUAACCCCGAGUUAUUAUGUGCUUUCUCCAAGGUAAUUACUGAACAAAAGGAGCUCAUUCAAUCUGUUGUUUCCUCCCAGGAUGCAGGUACUGAAGAACCUAACCUCUUUGAAAAUUACUGUGGUGUUCCCGCUCCAUCAGUGAUUAAAGUGCUUCCACCUCAACCAGCUCACAACAAGGGUAGUGGUAAGCGCAUCAAGAGUGCUAAAGAGCUCCAGAUUGAACAAAGCAAGAAGAACAAACGCUUGUGUCAAACUUGCAAAGAGCUAGCCUAUCACGAUAGUGAACAUCAAGUGCCUACACCAAUGGACAAGCUCACAAUCGAUGACAAGAAAAAGCUCUCUUUGAAUGCCAAAGCAUUAAACGUAUUGUUUUGUGCAUUGGGUCAAGAUGAGUUUGCUAGGGUGAGCUCUUGCAAAUCAGCAAAGAAAGCAUGGAAGCUCCUAGAAGCCACCCAUGAAGGAGAUAAAGAUACCAAAGCUACCAAGAUAGCUUUAGGAACAUCCGAGUAUGAAAACUUCAAGAUGAAGGCCGGGGAGUCCGUUCAAGAUAUGAACAAAAGAUUUAACCUCAUCAUCAACAAUUUGAGUAAGCUAAAUAAAGUUUAUCCUACUAGUGAGAUUAACACCAAGAUUAUAUUCUCUCUUCCUAGAGAGUGGCAUAGUCUUGUUGUAAACUUGUUGCCCAAAUGUGCGGAUGUUGAAACCUCCACCAUUUGGAGCAGCCUAUACUCUCACGAGCUUCUUUUGAAGAAAAUGAAGGAAGAAGAACAUGUUCCUAUCAUCAAGAAGACCACGGCACUCAAAAUUGACGACCAUCCGGAAAGGGAAGGAGAAAGUGAUAAGGAGCUUGCCAUGUUCAAGAGAUACAAGAAGUUUAUGGAAUGGAACACGGGCGAAUCCUUAAAACGAUUUCCAUCAAAGAAAGGUAAACCUAAUCAAAUAACUUUCUAUGAAUGUGGAAAUGUAGGUCAUAUCAAACCGGAGUGCCCAAAGCUCAAAAAGAAGGAAGAGCUUAAAAAGGGGAAGAAGAAGGCAUUAAAAGUCACUUGGGACGAUUUAAACUCCGACGAAAGUGAUAAUGACCAAAGCCAAGAAGAGAACGCAAAUGCUUGCUUCAUGGCCUCCAAUAAUGAAGAAGAGGUAUCAAUUUCCCUAUUUUCGUCCAAUUUUACCAAUUUUCUCAAAAUCUCCAAAAUGAGUGAAAUUGUUUCCAAUGUUCAAACCAAUGCUCAACCCGAUGUUCAAGACGGGUUCAAGGCUUACUUCGACUCACAUAUCAUUGAGGGGAGAACCCUAAAACAAGAUGACAUUCCGGUUGCCGUUCUUGAACUUAUUCAAGAACAAGGUUGGAGUUUCUUUCUUCAACUCCAAGCCCCCGUUUACCCAGAACUUGUUCAUCAAUUUUAUUCUUCGAUGAAAUAUCAUCCCCAAGACCCUUCCAUUACCGCCGUUGUAGCCAGCAAAACCUUCGGAUUCAACACCCAAAACCUUUCCGAAUGGUUUCACCUAGAGCGUCAAGGAGUCUCCACCUAUUGUAAAAAGGGGUGGAUUACCGACUCACGAGACUUUAACUCCGGUUCUUGCCUCCGAGUGCUAAAUAACAUUGCCCUUGACCAUGUCUUUGAGGACCCGCACUACUUCCUACAUCGGCCAAAUGUCCAAGACUUGCCCGCAAAUAGGUUUAUCCUCCUCAAAAUCCUCAAAGAAAAUGUCAUUCCCGUCCUUAACAAAGAUAAGCAAGUCGGGGUUUAUGAAUGCACUCUCCUAUAUUGGCUCCUCACUCACAAGAAAAUCAAUAUCCCUUGCAUCAUCCUUAAACACAUGCACGAAUGCUCCAAUCGCCUAAACAAACCCUAUGGCAUGCUUCUUACACAUAUCUUUGCCAAGAGGGAAAUUCUUGAGGUGCGCCCGUCCCGCGUCUGCUAUCUUUACGCAGAGUGCCUUGGCUAUUGUGGCCUUGUAAAGAUUGGAGAGGAGUAUUACAUGAAGAAGGAGUUUCAAAAUCUUGAUGAGGCGACACGAGCGGAGUAUGGUCCUCGGCGUUCCAUGUCAUCUUUGCCUUCCACUUCACGCGCACCCCAGGCCGAAGCCAAAGAAAAUGCAAACACGGAGGUCCCCGUUCGUGCUCCUCGGGUCAAAUGCUCAUAGUCGGCGUCUCAUGCUUCCUCGGCCUCUCUCAUGCAUCGUCACUCUCACAUGGCUUCCACUUCCAAAAAUCCCUUUAAGAAGUUCAAGAAAUUCAUCCUCAAGAC
Cuscuta campestris is the source of this 4193-nucleotide messenger RNA. NCBI's taxonomy places the organism in Eukaryota, Viridiplantae, Streptophyta, Magnoliopsida, Solanales, Convolvulaceae. The record is from the annotation of a GenBank genome assembly.